AUGUCCUCACCCUCAGUAUCCGUUUCAGAGGAGUUGGAACAGCGAAAUAGACUUCCGACUCUACUGGAGGUUCUGGGUAGAAGAACACUUGCCCCAACCGACCUUUUCUCAUUUUACAUUUACAUGAGAGACCAGCAACGGUCAGUGGACUACCUCGACUUUUGGCUCGAUGUUUCACAGCAUAUGUCGCUUUGCAGGCAUUACGUCCGAGAGCUCAGAAGGUCCAUGCUGGUGGAAACCCCAGAGCUGGAGAAAGCCCCAAGCAAACGAACAUCGGAAGGAUUGGACAAUUUCAGGAUGGAUGGGGACUCUCCUCCCAACAGUGAAAAGCUAGAAAGUCAGGACCAGGCUGUCUCCGACUAUUUACGCUCACAGAAUGGUAAUGGCAAGAAUGGGAAGGCUGGACAUAACAACCACUCACCCCGCGGCAGUCUAGGAUCACGGCAUUCGGAGAUAAAAGCAGCAUCUCUCGAAAGGCCUCGACCCAGCUUCAAGAACUCAGACGAUACUCAGACAAAUUCAAAUUCUCCAGGCCAUACAGUCGCACGGGCCGACAUCCGCGCCAGCGCAGAGAAGAUCCUCUACACAUUCGUCCUACCAGGAUCAGAACGCGAGAUUGUGCUUCCCGAGAUGAUACUCAACCGCAUCAUCCAUGCCAUUGAAGAAGAAGGCCGUGACGACCCUGAAGUCUUCAACGACGCAAAAGAAUACGUCUUCCAAGCCAUGGAACGCGAUGCAUUUCCCGGCUUCCUUCAAGCCAAAGCGCUGGGAAAUCUCGUCCCACUCAGUGUUCUCCUGAGGCUUGGUCUUGGCCUAGCGUGCCUCUUCGCGGGAUUGUGGGGUGGCUACUACAUGAUCCUGACAAACAAAUCGAGGGCCACUAGAUGUUGGCUCAUCAUCCCCUACCUCCUCGGCUCCCACCUCCUGGUAGCCUACCAAUACAAGAUCGACGUCUUCAUGGCCUUCUUCAGCUACAGCGAAUACACCUUCAUGAACUGGUCCAAGAUCAGGGAACCGUAUGUGCGCAAACUCAUCAUGAAGAGGGCCUUGAUGGCCUUUGUGCUUUUUCAUGUUAUUGCGCUUCUGUUGCUCGUCUUAUUCAUCUUUGUGCCGGGAACGAAUUUCUGA
Messenger RNA from Endocarpon pusillum Z07020, 1128 nucleotides. RefSeq lists its product as uncharacterized. NCBI's taxonomy places the organism in Eukaryota, Fungi, Ascomycota, Eurotiomycetes, Verrucariales, Verrucariaceae. Gene Ontology annotation, cellular component: plasma membrane. The record is from RefSeq and is a predicted model, not a curated record. Gene Ontology annotation, biological process: intracellular protein localization. Bases 1 to 1128 code for a protein of 375 amino acids. The transcript is spliced from 3 exons.